UAUUUGUUGUAAAUGUACGUGUCAAGUGUCAUGUCUCUUUCCCUGUCGCUUUGCCAUCAUAAUAUGUAUUUUUUUGAUAAAGUUAUUCAGUUUGGCCUAUAAACAAAGAAUUAUGACGGCAAGAUAAAUUACAAAACUUUUAGUUGAUCAACUUCCUUACUUAAUAACCACUGUUUCAAAGAUUCAACUUUAAGUCUGGGCUCAAAGUUCAUUUGGGGAGGGCAAGAUUUGGCUCAGGAUUUCCGACCAAAAUUUAACAGAAAAGAUGGCUGUUGCGAAGAGGAAAGUUUGUCUAAUUGUCAUUGAUGGAUGGGGUGUGAGCGAAAACACAGAAGGUAAUGCCAUUUACCAUGCAAACACACCAGUCAUGGAUGCAUUUGAGAAGAACCCAGACCAGUACCUAACUCUGGAUGCAUCAGGCUUGGCGGUAGGACUACCAGAUGGGCUUAUGGGUAACAGUGAAGUUGGCCACUUAAAUAUUGGUGCAGGGAGAGCAAUUUAUCAGGACAUUGUUAGGAUAAACAAAGCUGUCUACGAAAAGACUCUUAUACAUAAUAAGAACCUCAUUGCUGCUUGUACCAGGGCAAGAAUGGGAAAUGGUCGUCUUCAUUUUCUUGGUCUUGUAAGUGAUGGUGGAGUUCAUGCUCAUAUUGAUCAUCUGUUUGCAUUGAUGGAGUGUGCAAAAGAGCUAGGAGUCCCAGAAACAUUCAUUCAAUUUUUUGCUGAUGGCCGAGAUACCAGGCCCACAAGUGGAGUUACCUAUGUGCAGCAAGUUUUGGAUAAAAUAGCAGAACUUAAAUAUGGGUCGCUUGCAUUAAUUGUGGGUCGUUAUUACGCCAUGGAUCGUGAUAAAAGAUAUGAGAGAAUCAAGAUUGCUUAUGAAGGAAUAGUUGAAGGCAUUGGUGAAGAGGCAUCUGCAGACACUGUUAUUGAUGUUAUAAAGAAGCGUUAUGAAGCCAAAGGAAAUGAACGUCAAACUGAUGAAUUUCUCAAACCUAUAAUAGUUGAUCCCGAUGGACGUGUAAGAGAUAAUGAUACUUUGAUAUUCAUUGAUUAUCGGUCUGAUCGGAUGCGACAGAUCUCUGAAGCCUUUGGAAUAAAACCUCAAUUUGAGACAACCAAGAUACCUAAAGACAUUAGUGUAUAUGUAAUGACUCAGUAUAAGAAGGAGUAUCCAUUUCCAAUAUUAUUUCCUCCUGAAGUUCCUAAAAAUGUUCUUGCUGAAUGUUUGGCAUUGAAUGGCGUUCCUCAAUAUCAUGUUGCAGAAACAGAGAAAUAUGCGCAUGUGACAUUUUUCUUCAAUGGUGGUCAAGAAGCACAGUUUGAUGGUGAAGAUAGAAAGUUGGUACCCUCACCAAAGGUUGCCACCUAUGACUUACAACCUGAAAUGAGCUGUGAGGGAGUUGGAGAAGAGGUUUGUGCUGGUAUUCGCUGUGGUAAAUAUCCAUUCGUCAUGUGUAACUUUGCUGCCCCAGAUAUGGUUGGACACACAGGAGCAUAUGAGCCUGCUAUCAUAGCUUGUUCUGCUACAGAUUUAGCUAUUGGUAAGAUUAAAGCAGCUUGUGAAGAAAAUGGCUAUAUUCUAUUUAUUACUGCUGAUCAUGGUAAUGCUGAGAAGAUGUUCAGUGAACAAGGUGGCCCACACACAGCACAUACAACUUAUAGAGUACCACUGAUUAUGUACAAUACAAAUUUAAAGUUAGCUUGCCCUAAUGGUUAUAAUGCUGCUUUAUGUGAUGUUGCCACAACAAUACUUGAUGUUAUGGGUAUUGAACAACCACCGCAGAUGACUGGUCGUUCUCUAAUCUCAAAAUAUAUCUGAGUUAAUGAAUAUAAUUAUGUAGAUAUAUCGAUAUAGAAUUCCUGCUUUUAGAAAGCUGCAAACAUUAUUUUUCUUUUGACUUUUGAUGAGUCAUUGCAUAUAUGGCACGUGACCUUGUAUGGGCCAACGGAAGUGGCGUAAUUAAUCAUAAUAAAUAUUUUUAUUAUUGAUCAAAUGCGAAAUGUACAAAUAUUUUUGAAAAUUACAUAUUUAAAGUCUAUUUCACUUAGAAA
Molecule: messenger RNA, 2055 nt
Organism: Xenia sp. Carnegie-2017
Lineage: Eukaryota; Metazoa; Cnidaria; Anthozoa; Malacalcyonacea; Xeniidae
Product: 2,3-bisphosphoglycerate-independent phosphoglycerate mutase-like
Exons: 12
Coding region: 266-1822 (518 amino acids)
Biological process (GO): glucose catabolic process
Cellular component (GO): cytoplasm
Molecular function (GO): manganese ion binding
Source: RefSeq, a predicted model, not a curated record